Brachypodium distachyon (stiff brome) is the source of this 1041-nucleotide messenger RNA. RefSeq names its product zinc finger protein 2. The record is from RefSeq and is a predicted model, not a curated record. NCBI's taxonomy places the organism in Eukaryota, Viridiplantae, Streptophyta, Magnoliopsida, Poales, Poaceae. The transcript has a single exon. Gene Ontology annotation, biological process: negative regulation of abscisic acid-activated signaling pathway. The coding region runs from base 513 to 971 and encodes 152 amino acids.
UCGAUGUUUGGUCUGACAGAAUUUGCACUCUGCACGCCUCGGAACGAAAAAUCCAAAGGUAAGGUUUCAGAAGGGAAAAGAGAAGAAGAAGAUGGUCCCAGAAGUAAAACCAAGUUUUCCACACAGAAGAAUCACAUCAAUACAUCAUCAUCAUAUAUCAGAUCAGGCGCAUUCAGAUCAAAAUCUAGCACAUCGACUCAGAAUCAAAGUUAGGAAAACUAUUGAUGCACACAAAGAUAUAUGCUCCGUUGCAUGUCUUGUCAAAUCAACCAUUGAUGGAUGGAUGGACGGACGGAUAGAUAUCGGGGAGAUAUAGCUGACCGGCAGACAAGACUCGUCCACCCGACCCAGCCGCUCGUUAUAUACCGUCCCGCCUCCGCGCGCUAGCUCCACACUUCCACUUCCAUCCAUCCUCGUUUCUUCUUCUUCUUCCUCCAAAUUAGAGCACUGCCCUGACAAUAUACCUUCUACCGCGGGUUCGAUCGGCUUUGCGAGCUCCGGCGCGGAGGGACAUGGAGAGGCGGCACCAACUGCAGUACGGCGGCGUGAGCCUGGACCUCCGCCUGGAGCCGACGUACCGGCCGGGCCCGGCGGCGUCGCCCGCCGCCGACCAUGGCCGGGAUCAUCAGCGGGAGGAGGCGUUUUCCUGCAACUACUGCCACCGCAAGUUCUCCAGCUCGCAGGCGCUGGGCGGCCACCAGAACGCGCACAAGCUCGAGCGCACACUCGCCAAGCGCAACAACAGCCGCCUGCCACACCUCGCCGCCGAAGCUGCUCCUGCUUCUUCUUCUUCCUCCUCUCGUCCGGCUGCAGCAGUAGUCGACCAAAGCUGGCUCCACGGCAGCGGCGAGCUCUGGGCCUACCGUGCUUCCGCGGCGGAGACGGUGGUGUCCGGCUGGGCUAUGACGACGGCGGCAGGCCGGAACUACGGCGAGGAGGCGGCGGAGAUGGACUUGUCGCUCAAGCUCUGAGCUAGCUCUUAUAGCUGUUAGCUAAAUACUGUACGUAUGGACUACGGAGUACAUACUAAGUUUGGACGUA